Chelonus insularis is the source of this 300-nucleotide messenger RNA. RefSeq names its product histone H4-like. Gene Ontology annotation, molecular function: structural constituent of chromatin; DNA binding; protein heterodimerization activity. Gene Ontology annotation, cellular component: nucleosome. The record is from RefSeq and is a predicted model, not a curated record. The transcript has a single exon. Bases 1 to 300 code for a protein of 99 amino acids. Gene Ontology annotation, biological process: nucleosome assembly. Lineage: Eukaryota; Metazoa; Arthropoda; Insecta; Hymenoptera; Braconidae.
AUGACAGCUCGUAGAAAGGGAGGAAAGGAGGGCGCUAAGCGACAUCGUAAAGUGCUUCGUGAUCACAUCCAAGGAACCACGAAACCUGCCAUCCGUCGUCUUGCUCGUCGAGGUGGUGUAAAACGUAUCUCUGGAUUGAUCUACGAAGAAACUCGUGGAGUCUUGAAAGUUUUCCUUGAAAACGUGAUCCGCGAUGCAGUCACUUAUACUGAGUACGCUAAGCGUAAGAGUGUCACGGCUAUGGAUGUAGUCUACGCAUUCAAGUGUCAAGGACGUACACUCUAUGGAUUUGGUGGUUAA